UGGUUGAUCCAGCUGGAGCUUUGCACACGCCUCCCCUCACACCCUGUUAUCUCUCCUCCUGGGCAGGGGAGGAGACAGCAGUAUAUUUAGUCUUUGUCCUCAACCCUUAUCUCAGUGUCCUCAGUGAGGCUUGAGCAGCCCAGAGGAGACCCAACAUCUAGAGACCUCCAAGGUCACCGGGGACACCCCUGUAGGACCCUCCAGGAAUCUUCCAUCCCCUUCUCUGCCUCUGGAGAGCAGCAUGGCGGAGAGCAGCCAUGCGGCUGGGGAGUCCCAGCCGGCGCCCGUCCCUGUCCGACGCCGCUCCUCUGCCAACUACCGAGCCUACGCCACGGAGCCACACGCCAAGAAAAAAUCUAAAAUCUCCGCCUCCAGAAAACUUCAACUGAAGACUCUGAUGCUGCAGAUUGCGAAGCAGGAAAUAGAGCGUGAGGCAGAGGAGCGGCGUGGAGAGAAGGGGCGCGUUCUGAGCACUCGAUGCCAGCCUUUGGAACUGGAUGGGCUGGGCUUUGAAGAGCUUCAGAUCGCAGAUCUGACCCAGAAGAUCUAUGACCUGCGUGGCAAGUUCAAGCGUCCCACCCUGCGAAGAGUGAGGAUCUCUGCGGAUGCCAUGAUGGAAGCGCUGCUGGGGACCCGGGCCAAGGAGUCCUUGGACCUGAGGGCCCACCUCAAACAGGUGAAGAAGGAGGACAUUGAGAAGGAAAACCGGGAGGUGGGAGACUGGCGCAAGAACAUCGAUGCACUAAGUGGAAUGGAGGGCCGCAAGAAAAAGUUUGAGGGCUGAGCACAUGGCUCUCACACUUUGCUCUGAGGAUGUCCCUGAGGAAUAAACCUCUCUAAAUUGGAA
This is a messenger RNA of Meriones unguiculatus (Mongolian gerbil), 847 nucleotides long. It is a transcript of the gene Tnni3, whose product is annotated as troponin I3, cardiac type. Gene Ontology annotation, cellular component: troponin complex. The transcript has 7 exons. NCBI's taxonomy places the organism in Eukaryota, Metazoa, Chordata, Mammalia, Rodentia, Muridae. Gene Ontology annotation, biological process: muscle contraction. The record is from RefSeq and is a predicted model, not a curated record. Bases 242 to 784 code for a protein of 180 amino acids.